AUGGCCGCUAAAUCGGAUGGAGCAGCCGUGUCUGUGCAGGAUGAAAACCCACCUCGUUGUCUGGCAAACCUCGAACAGCGCCCACUUCAAAAUCGCAAUGCCGGAAAGCGCUAUUCUCUCCUGGACUGCUGCUGGGUGCUGUGCGCCCUCUUGGUCUUCUUCUCAGACGGGGCCACCGACCUGUGGCUGGCCGCGGACUACUACCUGAGGCAGAACUACUGGUGGUUCGGGCUGACGCUAGUCUUCGUAGUGGUUCCCUCCGUUGUGGUUCAGGUGUUGAGUUUCAGGUGGUUUGUCUACGAUUACUCGGAUAUCAACGGCAGCGGUAGCGGAGCUGCCGCCGUCAGUGCGGCUGCGGCGGCUGCAGCGGCAUCGGGGGGAGAUUGCAAUUUCAGCACCAAGGGCAGCGAACAGCGGGGCGCUGGCAGCACUGCUGGGGCCAGAGUAGCGCCUGCGACGGGCACUAGGAGCGGUACCCGGAGGUGCUGCAGGAUCUGCAUGUGGCUCUUCCAGUCCAUCAUUCACAUACUGCAGCUUGGGCAAGUCUGGCGGUAUGUCCACGCCCUGUACCUGGGGGUGCAGAGUCGCUGGCAGGGGGAGCACGAGCGCCGUCACUUCUACUGGCGCAUGAUGUUCGAGAGCGCCGACAUCAACAUGCUGCGUCUGCUGGAGACCUUCCUGAAGAGCGCCCCCCAGCUGGUCCUCCAGCUCAGCAUCAUGAUCCACGGCAAACAGAUCCUGCCCCUGCAGGGUCUGUCUGCUUCUGCCUCCUUGGUUUCUCUGGCCUGGAUGAUCGCGUCCUACCAGAAGGUGCUCCGGGAUUCUCGCGAUGACAAGAUGUCCAUGUCCUACAAGGCGGUGAUCGUCCAGAUGCUGUGGCACCUCUUCACCAUCGGCGCACGCACCAUCGCCUUCGCGCUCUUCGCCUCGGUGUUCCAGCUCUACUUCGGCAUCUUCAUCGUCACCCACUGGUGCAUCAUGACCUUCUGGAUCAUCCAGGGGGAGACGGACUUCUGCAUGUCCAAGUGGGAGGAGAUCAUCUACAACAUGGUGGUGGGCAUCAUCUACAUCUUCUGCUGGUUCAACGUGAAGGAGGGCCAGACGCGCUACCGCAUGUUCAUCUACUACUUCAUCACCCUGGUGGAGAACGCGGCGCUGACGGCACUCUGGUACCUGUACCGCAACAACCAGACGUCUGACUUCAGCGCCCUGAUCGUGGUGUGCGUGGUGGUGUGCAGCUUCGCCCUGGGAAUGUUCUUCAUGUUUGUCUACUACUGCCUGCUCCACCCCAACGGACCCAUCUUCGGGGGGCAGUGGAGGUGCGUGGAGGAGGGGGUGGUGGAGCCGUGCAUGACGCCGGCCCCUCCCCCGGACGUGGUCACCAGCCCCCCCAGGACCCUGCAGAGGACUACGGGGGCGGAGCGGGAGCAGGUGCCCGGCGACCGGGACAGCUGCCUGCCCGUCUUCCAGGUCCGACCCAGCCUGCCCCCCACCCCGGUGCCCCGCACCCCGCGGACAGAAGGGCCGGUCAUCCGCAUUGACCUGCCCAGGAAGAGGUACCCGGCCUGGGACGCCCACUUUAUCGACCGCAGGCUGCGCAAGACUAUCCUGGUGCUGGAGAGCACCUCCCCCGUCACGCCCCGCCUGCAGUACCGCAGCCUGGGCUCCCCGAAGGAACUGAUGGAGUAUGAGACCACCGUGUAA
This is a messenger RNA of Conger conger (European conger), 1704 nucleotides long. RefSeq names its product XK, Kell blood group complex subunit-related family, member 7b (gene xkr7b). NCBI's taxonomy places the organism in Eukaryota, Metazoa, Chordata, Actinopteri, Anguilliformes, Congridae. Gene Ontology annotation, cellular component: plasma membrane. The transcript is spliced from 3 exons. The record is from RefSeq and is a predicted model, not a curated record. Gene Ontology annotation, biological process: phosphatidylserine exposure on apoptotic cell surface; engulfment of apoptotic cell; apoptotic process involved in development. Bases 1 to 1704 code for a protein of 567 amino acids.